Messenger RNA from Archocentrus centrarchus (flier cichlid), 2014 nucleotides. RefSeq names its product g6f-like (gene g6fl). Gene Ontology annotation, cellular component: membrane raft; external side of plasma membrane. Gene Ontology annotation, biological process: T cell activation; positive regulation of ERK1 and ERK2 cascade; interleukin-15-mediated signaling pathway. The transcript is spliced from 11 exons. Gene Ontology annotation, molecular function: protein tyrosine kinase binding; MHC class II protein binding. The record is from RefSeq and is a predicted model, not a curated record. NCBI's taxonomy places the organism in Eukaryota, Metazoa, Chordata, Actinopteri, Cichliformes, Cichlidae. The coding region runs from base 68 to 1657 and encodes 529 amino acids.
AAAGGUCACAGUGUCAGAGAGAGAACUGGUGCAAUGAGAGUGGUUUUGUUUUUUCUUUAAAUCUGUGAUGGAGGCUGGUUUUCUCACCUUUAUUGUUGUUUCUAUCGUUGUGGUAUAUUCUUGCCAUGUUGGCAUCACAGACUGGGACGAUGUUGUCGUGGUCAGAGAAGGAAUGCUUACCACCUUGGUCUGUAAUGAUGCAACUGUGAGAGGUGGUGUAACCAUUAACUGGAAGGUGAAGUUAUUUUGUGCGGAUGAGUGGAAGCUGAUUAUCUCAGCCACUGAAAAUGAAAAGUUCUCUGGAGGUGCCUUGAAGCCAUCCAUGCAACUGACUGACCCUAACUUUCAAGACACUGGGGUUUUCUCACUGUCAUUAAAGCCCGAAGCAGCAGACAUUGGUUUCUACUCAUGCUUGAUCAAACAACAAGAGAGGAAACUGAAGGAGAAGAUGAUCCUUUUAGCUAUCCUCACAGUCAAAGUCUUCCCUGCUGCACCCAUUCCUCAGCACAGCACCCUGCGGCUGAUUGCCAAUGUCACUCCUGACAUUGCCUUCACAAAAGUCACCUGGGCAGGACCUGGUGGCGUUCCACUGAUGAGCAAGAAAAUGUCAAAGACAGACUCUAUGGCUAAACUACCGCAAGUUCUGAGCAACGAUGGUGGUGUUUAUGUCUGUAUGGUUUACCCCCGGGGUAACGGCAGCAGCUUUUUCUUUGCUUUCAAUGUGGAUGUUGUAGUUGCUGCUGACAAAGUGGCCUCAUUCACCAAUAUAACACAUGGUCCUAUGAUCUCCACUGCCACUCAGGCUCACACAUCCUUCCCCUUAACCUGUCCUGGUGUCCAGGGGGACUAUGUGCAGCUGCACUGGCUUCCCCCUGACAGCAGAAGCCAAUCUAAUAUGAAAUCAGUGUACCAGUAUGACCGUUGGAGGGGUACUUUAAUGAUUGACCAAAACAAGAGACUACAGAUGGCUGGUCCACCCUACAAUCCAGAGACUGGGAGCUUUUCCUUUCUGCUUACCCCUGACUGGAAAGAUGGUGGGCUCUACAUCUGCGAAGUCUUGCUCAAUGACAACAUUUUCAGCCAGAGGACCUUGCUCACCGUGCUGAAAGUUAAAACCAAGGAGUAUUCCAGGAACCUGGAAUUGGUGUGCCUCUACUCAGAGCGGUCCCAGGUCCGAAGAGCCGAGUGGAAACAUCACAAUAAGAGUCGAAAGCUAAACAUGUCAAGCAGCAGCCCUGGCACCAUCACCACCAUUCUACCCGUGCCCAUCACCUCUGACAUAGCUGGGAACUACACCUGCGUCCUCUACCUGAAAAAUGGGCAGGUCAUUCAGGCAACACAAGCUGUCACAGUGCCUGCAAAGGGUGACAGUGUCAGUGUCACCACCCCCUCCCUGCUCCCUUCUCUCUCUGCUUUAUUACUCCUGGUGCCCCUGGUUGCCGCAGCUGUCGGUGUGUUGCUAUGGAGACAGAAACACAUUUCGGAUCGUGGUAUUGAGCAGUCUCUGUCUGUCCAGAGAGAAGCAGAGAACAUCUAUGAGAAUCCUGAAGAUAUUAGACAGGCCCCUCCCCAAGGUUCAGUCUACAUGGAUUUGAAGCCAAGAGGAGAGGAUGAUGUCUAUAAGGAACUGGAGCGAUACGAGCAGUGUCAGAGCUGAUCACCUACCCACAUCUCCCCCAUAUCCAGCUGUCACAUCCGCUCAGUUCCCAGCUGCUGCAGAAGGCCUUUUUAAACACAAGUAACAGCUGAAUGUCAGAGUUGGGAUUUAAAGACAAACUUCAGUGCUUUAGAGACAUGCUACACAGUUGUUUAAAUGUUUUCUUGUUUUUUUGUAUUCUAAGUGAUUGUUAAGUUGCAAAAGGGAGUAAAUCAUUUUCUCAAAAGGUUCCAAAAUGGGUCCACAUCUAUAGCAGAUGAUAUAGUACCCUAUGUCAAAUUAUCUUUUCAUGAGUUUACUUGCUAUUAUAUUUGCUUUUAUGUUGUAUUUAUUUCAUUUAACAUUGUACCAGUUGUG